CGUAAUCGCAAGAAAAACAAAUUUCACAACUACACUAAACAGAGAAAAUAGAAGUUCAUAUUUAAUAAUUCAUUUUACUUAUUCUUUUUUUAAAAGUAUUGGUACUUGAUACUGAGAUUCGAGAUCUGGGUAAGAAAACACGCGUCUGGCUUGGGACCUUUGAUACCGUUGAGGAGGUGACGGGUGCUUAAGAGAAGGUGGCACGUGAUUUCCGCGGUGCUGAGGCGAAGACUAAUUUACGAAUUUUCUUGAGAUGAAUGAAAUGGUGACCACCGCUGGCGGCGGUUUCACGCGGAGCCCUAGCCAGAGCAUCACUCUUGACUGCGCUUCUCAUCCGGCGGCAGUUAUAUCGGCGACCGCUAGGACUGUUCCAUUUCAACUUGAGCUUAGUUUCGGCGGCGGCGCGUGUUACCAGAUCCCGACGACGCAUCCUGUUUACUUUUUGGACCUUUUGGGAAACGGAGGUCGUGGUCAGCCUCCAGUGUCGUCCGCGUUUAGGUUGCCCGUGAUGAAUGUACCAACGAUGAUGGCUUGUGGUGCCCAGAGAAACUCUGUUUCGUCAUCGGUUGUCAAUUUUGAAGGUGGGAUUGAGAAGAGAUCGCAGACGUUAGAUUUAGAUCUAAACUUUGCUUUGCAGCUGAGAGAAUAAUUUCACGUAUUAUUUUUUUUUCUCUCUCACAUGUUAUGUUAUAUAUAUAUAUAUAUAUAUAA
Messenger RNA from Eruca vesicaria subsp. sativa (arugula), 711 nucleotides. Lineage: Eukaryota; Viridiplantae; Streptophyta; Magnoliopsida; Brassicales; Brassicaceae. The record is from the annotation of a GenBank genome assembly.